AUGUCACAGAAUCAACAUUUUAAAGAUACCAAAGUGCCUCUGAGGGAGGAACGAGACAAGAGAGGAGGAGGUGUGUGGAGAGGAGGAGACAACGAGGUGUGUGGAGAGGAGACGAGGAGGUGUGUGGAGAGGAGGAGACAACGAGGUGUGUGGAGAGGAGGAGAUAAGGAGGUGUGUGGAGAGGAGGAGACAACAAGAGGAGGAGACAACAAGGUGUGUGGAGAGGAGGAGACAAGGAGGUGUGUGGAGAGGAGGAGACAAGGAGGUGUGUGGAGAGGAGGAGACAAAGAGGUGUGUGGAGAGGAGGAGACAAGGAGGUGUGUGGAGAGGAGGAGACAAGGAGGUGUGUGGAGAGGAGGAGACAAAGAGGUGUGUGGAGAGGAGGAGACAAGGAGGUGUGUGGAGAGGAGGAGACAAGGAGGUGUGUGGCGAGGAGGAGACAACGAGGUGUGUGGAGAGGAGGAGAUAAGGAGGUGUGUGGGGAGGAGGAGACAAGGAGGUGUGUGGGGAGGAGGAGACAAGGAGGUGUGUGGAGAAGAGACAAGGAGGUGUUUGGAGAGGAGGAGACAAGGAGGUGUGUGGAGAGGAGGAGACAAGGAGGUGUGUGGGGAGGAGGAGACAAGGAGGUGUUUGGAGAGGAGGAGACAAGGAGGUGUGUGGAGAGGAGGAGACAAGGAGGUGUGGAGAAGGAGAGAAGGAGGUGUGUGGAGAGGAGGAGACAAGGAGGUGUGUGGAGAGGAGACGAGGAGGUGUUUGGAGAGGAGGAGAGAAGGAGGUGUGUGGAGAGGAGACAACGAGGUGUGUGGAGAGGAGGAGAUAAGGAGGUGUGUGGAGAGGAGACAACAAGGUGUGUGGAGAGGAGGAGACAAGGAGGUGUGUGGAGAGGAGGAGACAAGGAGGUGUGUGGAGAGGAGGAGACAAAGAGGUGUGUGGAGAGGAGGAGAUAAGGAGGUGUGUGGAGAGGAGGAGACAAGGAGGUGUGUGGCGAGGAGGAGACAACGAGGUGUGUGGAGAGGAGGAGAUAAGGAGGUGUGUGGGGAGGAGGAGACAAGGAGGUGUGUGGGGAGGAGGAGACAAGGAGGUGUGUGGAGAAGAGGAGACAAGGAGGUGUUUGGAGAGGAGGAGACAAGGAGGUGUGUGGAGAGGAGGAGACAAGGAGGUGUGUGGGGAGGAGGAGACAAGGAGGUGUUUGGGAGAGGGAGACAAGGAGGUGUGUGGAGGAGGAGACAAGGAGGUGUGGAGAAGGAGAGAAGGAGGUGUGUGGAGAGGAGGAGACAAGGAGGUGUGUGGAGAGGAGACGAGGAGGUGUUUGGAGAGGAGGAGACAAGGAGGUGUGGAGAAGGAGAGAAGGAGGUGUGUGGAGAGGAGGAGACAAGGAGGUGUGUGGAGAGGAGGAGACAAGGAGGUGUGUGGAGAGGAGACAAGGAGGUGUGUGGAGAGGAGGAGACAAGGAGGUGUGUGGAGAGGAGGAGACAAGGAGGUGUGUGGAGAGGAGGAGAUAAGGAGGUGUGUGGAGAGGAGGAGAUAAGGAGGAGACAAGGAGGUGUGUGGAGAGCAGGAGACAAGGAGGUGUGUGGAGAGGAGGAGACAAGGAGGUGUGUGGAGAGGAGGAGACAAGGAGGUGUGUGGAGAGGAGGAGACAAAGAGGUGUGUGGAGAGGAGGAGACAAGGAGGUGUGUGGAGAGGAGGAGACAAGGAGGUGUGUGGAGAGGAGGAGACAACGAGGUGUGUGGAGAGGAGGAGAUAAGGAGGUGUGUGGGGAGGAGGAGACAAGGAGGUGUGUGGGGAGGAGGAGACAAGGAGGUGUGUGGGGAGGAGGAGACAAGGAGGUGUGUGGAGAGGAGGAGACAAGGAGGUGUGUGGGGAGGAGGAGACAAGGAGGUGUUUGGAGAGGAGGAGACAAGGAGGUGUGUGGAGAGGAGGAGACAAGGAGGUGUGGAGAAGGAGAGAAGGAGGUGUUUGGAGAGGAGGAGACAAGGAGGUGUGUGGAGAGGAGGAGACAAGGAGGUGUGUGGGGAGGAGGAGACAAGGAGGUGUGUGGAGAGGAGGAGACAAGGAGGUGUGUGGAGAGGAGGAGACAAGGAGGUGUGGAGAAGGAGAGAAGGAGGUGUGUGGAGAGGAGGAGACAAGGAGGUGUGUGGAGAGGAGGAGACAAGGAGGUGUGUGGAGAGGAGACGAGGAGGUGUUUGGAGAGGAGGAGACAAGGAGGUGUGGAGAAGGAGAGAAGGAGGUGUGUGGAGAGGAGGAGACAAGGAGGUGUGUGGAGAGGAGGAGACAAGGAGGUGUGUGGGAGAGGAGACAAGGAGGUGUGUGGAGAGGAGGAGACAAGGAGGUGUGUGGAGAGGAGGAGACAAGGAGGUGUGUGGAGAGGAGGAGAUAAGGAGGUGUGUGGAGAGGAGGAGACAAGGAGGUGUGUGGAGAGGAGGAGACAACGAGGUGUGUGGAGAGGAGGAGACAAGGAGGUGUGUGGAGAGCAGGAGAUAA
Knipowitschia caucasica is the source of this 2484-nucleotide messenger RNA. The record is from the annotation of a GenBank genome assembly. Lineage: Eukaryota; Metazoa; Chordata; Actinopteri; Gobiiformes; Gobiidae.